UAUCAUAAUUAACAGUCUCCCGCGUACUACAAUUUGAUGGGAAAAAAGUUGGGGGUGGAGGGGACUAGUGAGAUCAAGGAGCCCAAAAAGGAGGGAACCAACACCCAAAAAGUGAGAGGAAAAACCUUCAACACAACGGCUGGGAUCUCUCUCUCUCUCUCCCUUUCUCUGUGAGGAGCAUCAAGAACAAAGGCAACAGCCACCAACCAAACAUUCCCCAAAUCUGUGUGUGUGUGUGUGUGUGUGUGAGAGAGAGAGAGAGGCAAUAGCGGCAAUAAAAAGCAAAGAACAGAUUCAAAAAGGCAGCACCGAAAAGCAAAACCCAACACCAAACAAUCAAACAAAGAAUCAAAUCGGUCGCAGAGAGAAACCACCGCCAUCAACGCCUCUCCUCUGACAAUCCACCACCACCGGAACAAGCAGAAAAUGACACCAUGACAACGUCGCCGCACCACCAGCCGCCGCCCAGAGUUGUACGCAAGCUCGCCGUGGAAGUCGUGGACGCCCGCGACCUUCUCCCCAAGGACGGCCAGGGCAGCUCCAGCCCCUACGUCGUGGUCGACUUCGACGGCCAGAAGCGGCGAACCUCCACGGUUUGCCGGAGUCUUAAUCCGGUAUGGAACGAGACGCUCGAGUUCGAGGUUUCCGACCCGAAUACCAUGAAGGACGAGGCGAUUGAGAUCGAGGUCUUCAACGACAAGAGGAUGAGCAAUGGGAAUGCCAGGAAGAACCACUUCCUGGGGCGGGUCAAGCAGUACGGGACGCAGUUUGCGAGGAGAGGGGAAGAGGGGUUGGUUUACUUCCAGUUGGAGAAGAAGAGCGUCUUCAGCUGGAUUCGCGGAGAGCUCGGUCUCAGAAUUUACUACUACGAUGAGUUGGUUGAGGAGCAGGGUAAGGAGGACGACCCUCCGCAGCAGCACCAGCAGAAAAACGAGAAGGAGCGGACCGUUGUGAUUGGGCCGCAGGAGGAUGUUAGGGUUUUGGAGGUUCCGGUGCUGAGGGAGCACGUCAUGGAGGGAUCGCAGUCGCCGCCGAUUGUGACCAUUGAGGAGUCGCCGCCGAUGGUGACGGUGCAUCCGGAGCACCACCACAAUUAUCACCAUCAUGACAUGUCAUUGCCGCGGGGGAUGCAGCCGGAGCCGAUAACGCAGCCACCGCAGGUGCAGUAUCAGCGGGAAGUGAGGAAGAUGCAGGCGGGGAGAGUUGGAUGUAAUGAACGAGUUAGGAUUCACAAGAGGCCAAACGGAGACUACUCGCCGAGAGUCAUCUCAGGCAAGUCAGCCGUCGAAUCAGAGAGGGUUCCGGCGUACGAUCUCGUCGAGCCGAUGCAGUACCUCUUCAUCCGAAUUGUGAAAGCUCGCGGACUCGCCGCCAAAGAGAGCCCCCACGUGAAAAUUCGCACUUCGAGCCACUUCGAGAAGUCCAAACCGGCUACGAUCAAGCCCGGCGAGAUGUCAGGAAACUACGAAUGGCAUGAGGUCUUCGCUCUCCCGCACAAUAAGUUAGAUUCCGGCCAUUCAACCCUAGAGAUAUCAGUGUGGGACUUUCCUUCCGAGCAAUUCCUCGGCGGCGUGUGCUUCGAUCUCUCCGACGUCCCCGUUCGCGAUCCACCAGACAGUCCUCUGGCUCCGCAGUGGUACCGCCUCGAAGGCGCCGGCGACGAUCCAAAUUCCGGCGUAGUCUCCGGCGACAUACAGGUAUCUGUCUGGAUUGGAACACAAGCCGACGACGCUUUUCCGGAGUCCUGGAGCUCCGACGCCCCGUACGUGGCACACACGCGCUCCAAGGUUUAUCAGUCUCCGAAGCUAUGGUACCUCCGAGUCACCGUGAUCGAAGCUCAAGACCUCGACAUUGCUCCGAAUUUGCCUCCAUUGACAGCUCCCGAAGUUCGAGUCAAAGCUCAGCUAGGCUUCCAGUCCAUCCGAACUCGGCGAGGAGCCAUGAACAACCACACGGCGUCUUUUUUCUGGCACGAAGACCUGAUCUUCGUCGCCGGCGAGCCUUUGGAAGACAGCCUGAUCUUGCUCGUCGAGGACCGCACGGGCAAGGAUCCCGUGCUCCUCGGCCACGUCAUGAUCCCAGUGGCCUCAAUCGAUCGACGACUCGAUGAGCGCCACGUGGCCUCGAAGUGGUUCGGGUUGGAGACCAAUGGCGGGAUGUACUGCGGGAGGAUACACCUGAGGCUGUGCUUGGAGGGUGGGUAUCACGUGCUGGACGAGGCGGCGCACGUGUGCAGCGACUUCCGGCCGACGGCGAAGCAGCUUUGGAAGCCGGCGAUCGGAGUCUUGGAGCUGGGCAUCCUCGGGGCACGUGGGUUGCUGCCCAUGAAACCAAAGGGCGGAGGGAAGGGGUCCACCGACGCUUACUGCGUCGCAAAGUACGGGAAAAAGUGGGUCCGAACAAGAACGAUCACUGACAGCUUUGAUCCACGAUGGAACGAGCAAUACACGUGGCAGGUCUACGACCCCUGCACCGUCCUAACCGUCGGGGUCUUCGACAACCGGCGGAUGUUCGCCGACGUGGCCGACGACAAACCUGACUGCCGCAUUGGUAAGAUCCGGAUCCGAGUCUCCACCCUCGAGAGCAACAAGGUCUACACCAAUUCCUACCCGUUGCUCGUCCUGCUCCAUUCCGGGUUGAAGAAAAUGGGCGAAGUCGAGAUCGCGAUCCGGUUCGCCUGCCCCUCGAUGCUGCCCGAGACGUCGGCUAUAUACGGGCAGCCGUUGCUGCCGAGAAUGCACUACCUCCGCCCGCUCGGGGUGGCGCAGCAGGAGGCGCUGCGCUGCGCCGCCAUUAAAAUGGUGGCGGGGUGGCUGGCCCGGUCGGAGCCUCCGUUGGGAGCGGAGGUGGUCAGGUACAUGCUGGACGCGGAUUCAUAUACUUGGAGCAUGAGAAAGAGCAAGGCAAACUGGUUCCGGAUCGUGGCGGUUCUCGCAUGGGCCGUCGGGUUGGCCAAAUGGGUGGACGAUAUUCGGAGGUGGAGGAACCCGGUUACGACCAUCCUGGUCCACUUGCUUUACUUGGUCCUGGUUUGGUACCCAGAUUUGAUAGUCCCAACCGGCUUCUUAUACGUGUUCUUAAUCGGAGUAUGGUACUACCGGUUCAGACCCAAAAUACCGGCGGGCAUGGAUACCCGGCUCUCCCAGGCCGAGAUGGUCGACCCGGAUGAACUAGACGAGGAAUUCGAUACAAUCCCAAGUUCAAAACCGCCAGAAAUCAUCCGGUUCCGGUACGACCGGUUGCGGGCAUUGGCUGCCCGGGUCCAGACAGUGUUGGGCGACUUUGCUACCCAAGGAGAGCGGGUCCAAGCCCUGGUGAGCUGGAGGGAUCCGAGAGCAACCAAACUGUUCAUAGCAGUGUGCCUUAUGAUCACAGUGACACUCUACGUGGUGCCGCCGAAAAUGGUGGCCGUGGCUCUAGGGUUUUAUUUCCUGCGCCACCCAAUGUUCAGAGACCCAAUGCCGCCGGCCAGCUUGAACUUCUUCAAGAGGCUUCCGAGCUUGUCUGACCGGUUGAUGUAGCCGGAGAAGAGGACCCAUUACCCAUUACAGGCCCUGGAAUUGUGGGAAAGGGCAGAGCUGAGCUGUGAAUUGGAGCCAUUUGGUCAAGAUUGGCGUUGAAAAAAGGGAGACGUGAUAUGAUGGGUGCCAAUUCAUGGUCUCUGAUGUGCCACUGUAGAUUUGAGGUGAAAUGUGAAAAAUCAGAUUAGACGCAUCUAUGAUUAACGUCCAUCAGUGGUGCCACGUGUUUGUAACCCCACCUUUUCAUUUUCAACAGGGCUCCCAGUCUUUUGUUAUAAAGUUCAUGAAAUGAAACUGCAGAAGCCCACCAACAGUACUGAAAUCUAAUCCCAUCAAAUCUCAGAAGAGUUUUGUUUUUGCCUUCAAAGUCUCUACAUCACGGGACCCUUCUGCUGCAACAUGGCUGUGGGGUUGCAAUGGAAUCCAGGGAAACUGAACUUCAUUGAGCAUAAAUUCGGCUCGCGGGUCAACCUUUAGGCUCAAGUU
Diospyros lotus (date-plum) is the source of this 4007-nucleotide messenger RNA. Its product is annotated as protein QUIRKY. The transcript has 2 exons. The record is from RefSeq and is a predicted model, not a curated record. Lineage: Eukaryota; Viridiplantae; Streptophyta; Magnoliopsida; Ericales; Ebenaceae. Bases 435 to 3521 code for a protein of 1028 amino acids.